AUUGAACAACGCCUCAGCGUUCGACCUCGUCCUUCCCCUCCUCCUGCCUUGUUGUUCUCUCAGUUAUUACCAGUGAAUCUUAAAUUAUGGAUGAUUCCGGCAAUCUUCUGAAACAGUACCCCUACGUUACAUCCCAAGAUGUGGACUAUCUUCGAGAGGGUUAUGGUGCUCUCGGAGAUAUUAGUCAACUUGUUCGAUGUAUAAACACAGCACGAGAAACUCAACAAGCCAAUGGUCGUGAACAUGUUUUAGCUGGACCAUUGCUUGAUGUGCAAUCAGUCCAUGUACUACCAAAAGCAGCACUCAAAGGAAGACAAGUUUUUGUGUAUGGUAGGAUUCGUGUUAAUUAUCUACACAUCAGUGAUGGUAGACAAAUGCAUCUUGACAUUUAUAACCGAAGUGCCGAUGAUGCUGAAUACAUUAGCCCAACUGGCGGUAAUUUAACUCUCACUUGGCCUGAUGAUAAUAAUCAGAAGGUCUAUGACUUGUGGAUGAAAUUGGACAAAACAACAAUAGCUGCGGAUCUCUAUCUCAAAAUUGGAAAUCGGACUGCUCCACUUGCCGUAGAUGACAUUUUAGUGGGGGAUACAACCAAAGGUGAUUUUGAAGAAGUGAAAUCAAAAGUAAUCGGUGGAAAACUUUGCUCCGCUACUGUUGUUUAUAUUGCAAUGCCAUUUGCUACAUUGGGUCGACUGGGCAUUCAUUUCUCCAGCAAAGACCGAAACAUCCAUCAGGUUAAUGUCGCCGGUAAAAUAUCUGCACGAUAUAAGAACACUUACGGCAACUAUGACUGGGAAGAAUGGACUCUUUUUGAGAGUAAGGAUGAAUUUGAGCCUGUCAAUUUAAAGAUGAAUAAAUACUUGAGGCUCUCUAGAUACUGGUUAGGGAAGCCUGCAUAUUCAUCACUCAUUCUUGAUCUGGAUUUGAGAGACUUCGAUGCCAACACAACGCUCAUCAAAAGAAAAGUGGAAUUAUUUGACCGGAACGGUGUGUUUUCAACUGAGUAUUUAGUGACAGUAGAUGGUUUGACCAUUCGUGUGCAUAUGCCUAUGUUUUCGUAUCAACCUGAUGGCUGCUGCUAUGAGAGCAGUGAUUCGGAUGAGUCUGAUGAUGAAUGCGUUUUCGAAGACAACCUUCGGUACCAUCAUCAUAGUAUGCCAGUGACACCUUGCGCAUCAAACCUAGUGGAGUUCUACUCUGUUCUUAUUGGUCGUAGAAAUUUGAUGGCAUUGAAUGUGUCAGGCACUAUUGAAAUCACUACCGACCAUAAUUCACAAUAUCUAUUCAAGAGUAUUGGUGACGAUGUUGUGAAAAUGGAAGAAGGAGACAAAGUUCUUCCAUUGUUGGAAGUGGACAAAGAAUAUUAUGAUUGCGAGACGCUUGAGUUGAAAAUCAAUCUGAAAGAUGUUGACGGGAAGUAUAAGAAUAAAGGUUUUCUUACUUAUGAAAUUGAUUUCAGCGGACGUCCUUUUUGGUUCAACACCCAGCGAUGUUCUGUUAUCCCAGGCGAAGAUGGUUUUUGUGCUCUAUUUUAUUCCAUGUUCCGAAAAGCUUGUCUUGCUGACAUUGAGGUGCAUUUCAAGGUCAAGAAUGUUUGUGAUCCCUUGAUUUAUGGAAGUGUAGUAGCUCAAUAUAGCAAUUUCGACUACUCAACUCAGUUCAAGAGAGAGUAUUUUCGAAGUGUGCUUUUUAAAAGGUCUAAGAAAGAUCUAGCAGAAUUAGGGGUUGAUGGGAAGGUACCACUCGCUCGUUGUGUGGUUGUGGUUCCAAUGCAUUCAAGUCUUAUUCUUGAUUUGGAUCUCUGUGGGUCAACUGUGAAUGAUAGUUUAUCAUUCAAAAAAGAAUUUGAGAUUGGACAUCAUUUGUUUACGAUGGAGACAACUCUCUAUGAGCUUGACAUUAAGCUGUCUUGGAGAGAUGCCUCUUACUAUGAAUCAGGAAAGGAGAAAAUGGAAGAUAUGAACCUGGUCAGUCUAAAAGGAAACAAUUCUGCUAGGGAACACUCGUCGUAUCAGCAAGAAUUGCAAGAACACGUCUCAGAAAGAGUGGACAAGGAGCGUUCCUCAGAAGAAAAGCCAUUUGAGUUGGAAAAAAAUGUGGAAGCUUCUGACUUUCCACGGCCAUCUCGGGAAGAACCUGUUGGGGAGAUCGCAAAACUUAGCUAUGCUUCCAUAGUAUGCGGACCUAAAGGAAAAUCUACACCAUCUGCUAGUGUGCCGCCACCCUUUACCAAGGGCACACCACCACCUCCAGAACGGAAACCAGUUCUCCGCCAGUCAAAUCCUUUCUCAACGGUUUUACGUGAUUACAAUCAUCAACGGGUUGAUAAAGGCUUUCAUCAGGAAGGGAAAUCAUUGUCUGUGUUUGUCAAGAAUUUACCAACUACGGUAUCAAUUCAAGAUAUUGUUAGAGAGUUUCAAAACUUUGGAACAAUCAAGCAAGGUGGAGUGGUUUUGAGAAAGGGAAAGGAUGUUGGCAACUGCUAUGCGGUUGUUGAAUUUGAAGAUGUCAAGGGUGUUUGCAAUGCACUCAAGGUUUCUCCAAUAAAAUUAAAUGGAAGGCAAGUCCACAUACAGGAGAGGAGACAAGUCAACAAGAACAUCACUUCACGUGGGAGAGAAGGUGCAGGAAGAGCAGGAGGUCGAGGGAGAUCAUUUGGAAUGGGAGCUUAUCAACAUAACCCUGUGGUUAUGACUGGGUGAAGGGUAAUAGCUUUUGUGCAGCUUGAUACAGAAAACGGCUGGCCUUUUGUGAGUAGGGCUAUAAAAGAAGCAAACCUUUUUUGUUUGAUUCGUGAUUCGUAUUCGAUUACUUCGAAUCCGAAUUCGAAAUGAGGAUGCUGUUUCCUUUUUUUGCUUGAGCCGGGGGUCUGUUGAAAACAACCUUACUAGUUUGGAGUAGGUGCAAGGACUGCGUACACACUCAUCUUUCGAGACCCUACUCUUGUGAGAUUCAACUGGGCUGUGGUUGUACUCUCAAUCGACUUGUGUAGAACAGUGUGUGCCUUUUCCUCUUUGGGUAAUUUUGUGUUCGCUUCAGUGUCCAAUCUAAGCAGCACUCCUUACACCUAUAUUUUUUGCAUGUGGAUGUGCUGUAGUGGUUCAUUCUUGUAAUUUUGAGUUGAAAUUUUCUUUCAAACGAAGGGCUUAUGUGAUAUUGUG
Cuscuta campestris is the source of this 3161-nucleotide messenger RNA. The record is from the annotation of a GenBank genome assembly. NCBI's taxonomy places the organism in Eukaryota, Viridiplantae, Streptophyta, Magnoliopsida, Solanales, Convolvulaceae.